Molecule: messenger RNA, 1968 nt
Organism: Symbiodinium pilosum
Lineage: Eukaryota; Dinophyceae; Suessiales; Symbiodiniaceae
Source: the annotation of a GenBank genome assembly
AUGGCCGCUGCCGAGAGGCAUGCUCGAGAUGGAGAUCGAUCUGGCCCUGCGUGGGCCGAUGCUCAGGGCACGCUGGAGCUGCAGAUCGUCCAAGGCCUAGCACCAGAUGCCGAGCGAGCAGAGACUAGCAGGCCACUGCUGUCGAUUUCGCUGUCUUACCCCGCCAUCUUCGCGCUUGGUUUCGGAUGCGCAUUGUCGUACGGCUACUGGAGGUCAGAGCAGUUGCCACUGCCAGAUCCCCUGCGGGAGCGGGCAAGGGUUGCUAGCAACAGCUUCUUCAAGGCCUUCGACGAAAUGAUGUCGUCUGAUACUGUCGAAAGUCUGCUCCGCACAACAUCGCGCAUGAAGGAGGUCCUCGACUUGCAGGCGCUGUCGAAUGCAACCCUAGGUCUAACUGAUAUCGUCAAGAACCGAACAUCUUUGGGAGUGAAGGAUCUCCUUCCUGACUGGCAGGUGCCUGCCAUCAGCCAAGUCUUGGGUAAGAGCGAGCGAGUGGGCAUUCGGAUGGCGCGCGAAGGCAAGCGUGUCAAGCAUCCCGUUAUUAUGGUUCCUGGGAUAAUCACCACGGGCUUGGAGGUGUGGGAUGGCGAGGACUGCAUCAAGAACUACUUUCGGCAAAGGAUUUGGGGCACCACUACUAUGCUGCAAGCUAUGGUCCGUGAUCCAGACUGCUGGGUACGCCACAUGACGCUCAACGCGACGACUGGCCUGGAUCCUCUGCAGCAGCCUUUCUUCAACCGCACAAUCCGCAUUCGCCCUUCUCAAGGAUUUGAAAGCGCAGAUUUCUUCCUUGGUGGAUACUGGCUGUGGGGCUUGAUGAUUGAAUCCCUGGCAGACAUCGGCUAUGACCAAAACUCCAUGUAUAUGGCAUCCUAUGACUGGCGGUUAUCUUUCUCAGACAUGGAGAAGAGGGAUUGGUAUUUCACCAGACUCAUGCAGCAGAUUGAAACUCUUGUCAGGAUGAACCAUGAGAGAGCAGCCAUUGUGGCACAUUCGAUGGGAGGAAACCUUUUUCAUUAUUUCAUGCAAUGGGUCACAGAUAAUGUUCAUCCAAACUGGGUGCACAACCACAUUCAGUCGAUCAUUUUGAUCUCGUCUCCGCUGCUAGGCCUGCCCAAGCCUUACUUCUCACUCCUUACAGGGGACAAUCGGGACUUUGCCACAAUGGGCACAUUUAGCGCUGUUGUGGACCACUAUUUCGGCAGCAGCACCCGACGUAGUCUCUGGAGAAGUUGUUCGUCCUUGUCGAUGAUCAUGCCUAUUGGAGGGGAUGCAAUCUGGGGUCACAAGGUGACGGGCAUGCCGCUGGCACAGGUGGAGGGUAGGAACUUGACAGUGGAAGAAGCAUACAACUUGCUUGCCAGCAAAAAACAGGUUCCCGCAGAUCUACAGCGGAUCGAGGCGUGGCUGCUCGAAGGACUUCGGGCUUCUCGGCCGCCACAUUCGGCACCAAACGGAAAAUCUGAUGUUUUCUGGGGUAAUGCUCUGGCCUCCGUUCUGCCGUUUGCUCCACAGAUGAGAAUGUAUGCGCUGUAUGGUGUUGGUGUGCCCACAGAGUAUACUGGCGCGUUGGGAAUGACUGGCGAUGACAUACAGCGCCCCAAGUAUGCAAUUGAUAGAGAGGCGCACUCACCAAAUGCUGGCUUCUUGCUUGGAGACGGUGACUACUCCUGUCCUGUCCUGUCCCUGGGCUUCAUGUGCCUUAAGGGUUGGAACAGUGAAGAGAGGAAUCCUGCAAGGAUACCAUGCACGGUUCGGGAGUACAAGGACAAGUCUGGGAAGAGCGUAAUUUCGGGCAGCCUGCGUGGCGGACCCAGUUCUGGAGAUCAUGUUGACAUAUUGGGAAAUGUCGAACUGCUGGAAGAUUUGUUGUCACUGGUCAGUGGCGGGUCGCUUGAGCCCCGCAUUGUGUCGGACUUGGCAGAGGCUGCUCAGCGUUGGGAUGACAGCUCGGAUGGUUCUGGCUAA